AUGGCAGUGAACUAUGCUGCUAAAAGAAAGGCUCCAACGCCACUGGAGUGGCAGCAAAAGCAAAAGUCUUUCAAGACCUGGGAACAGGACUUCCCAUCCAGGUCACGGCUCUAUAUGGACCAGGAAGAUUUUGGGCCGACCCAGCCGACUCGAACGUCUAAACGUUCACAAGACAACGGCAGGGACAAGGGCCACAAGCAGCUAAAGCAGCUGAGUGAGAAGGAGCGGCAAGCCACCUAUGGCCACCGCAAGCCCAAAGGCUCUGUGGGAAAAAUCCUGGUCGAGAAGUCCUUAAUGGAGAAGGGGAAGUCGAAACCUGGAUCUGGGGAGCGUCGGGAGAAGGAGCUGAAGGUUGCGGAGCCAAAGGACUUCGAUCAAGUCCUGAGGAGCUUUUCCGACAAAUCGCUGGAAGAUUUGAUGUCGGAAGGCCGCUUUGACGACCUUCGAGCUGUUUGCUCGGCGGUCGCCAGCUUUUGCCCGAUCCCGCACAUGCAUCUCCUACAGACCCUGUCGAAGAUUCCACAGGGGAAGAACACCUUCGACGCGGAGAGCUGCCUCGAUACCAUGAUCGGGGCUGUUGAGUGGAGCAACCGGGAAUCACUCCGCAACUUCCGCCGGCUGCUGUAUCCCAUCGUGGAUACCUUCCUGGAGGAGUCACAGGACGCUAUCCUUCGUCGCAUGAAGGAUAUUCCUUUGAUGAAUGAGAGCUUUACGAACCUCACGUUCACCAAGGGCGAUUACAACGGUGAAUUGAAGCUGACGGAGGCGCUGGUUUGGAGUGGAGAGGGGAGACCAUUGGACGAGUCAGACACGGUUUGGCUGAGUCGAAUGGAGUGGAAUUCAGAAUCUGGAUUCAUGCCCCUUUGCGAGUGUAGUGUGGUCAGCACCUCUCCGCUGGUGCUCAAGUACACUGCAAAGCAAAAGGAGCAACCGGUCAUCCUCGCCGCACUGGCAGGGAUUCCUUGUCGUAUCGACAAGAUGGCGACAAGAACCACAUUUUCCAGGACUCUUUCAGCACUGCAUUGCAUGAUGGAGCCGCCACGGCGUGUGAAAAACAAAAAGUCGCAAAAAGAAGGAGUCCCAGAUCGGUUGCCGAUGAAUUUCGCCCCUUCGGAAACUCUGAAGAGGCUCUUGAUGUGUGAAGGAACAGGCAAACAGAUGAGACUGUGGGCAUCCGAGUAUGUGCGUAUCAUGCCGGAGUUUGACGGCUCUGUUCGAGCACUCUUGCCCACGAGAAGGCUGAACAGAAGCCAGCAGGAAGCACUGGCCCAGGCGUCUGCCAACGCCUUAACCCUUAUUCAGGGACCUCCAGGCACAGGAAAGACAACCACCUGCGUCCAAAUCCUCCGAUAUUGGGCCAAAGCAUUUAAGCCCCCAAACAAGAACACCAGAAUUUUGGCAACCAGUGGGUCCAACAUCGCCGUGGACAAUUUGGUGGAGGGCUUAGUGAAAGAGGGCAUCAAAGUGGUGCGUAUCGGACGGCCGGAAAGUGCCCGGCCCGAGCUCUGGAAUUCCUGCGUGGAGAAUGUGGCUGCGAAGUUGCUCGGGGUCAACAGCUUAGCCGACGUCAGCUCUCAUGAACGGAGCAAAGCUUUGCAUCGUGCUGUCCAAGAGGCUCAGGUGGUUUGUUGCACAGCCAUCAGCGCUGGAAGCAGCAUUCUGAAAGAGACCUCUUUUCCCUUGGUCCUGAUUGAUGAAGCUUCACAAGCGACGGAGACGGCAACAUUGGUUCCAAUUUGCCAUGGCUGCAAGCAGUUGGUUCUUUGUGGAGAUCACUGCCAACUUCCUCCCACAGUGAAAAGCGAGUCGCCCUACUCAGCAGGGCUUAAGAUGUCCCUGUUCGAAAGGUUGGCCCUGUAUGGUUUGCGGCCGAUCAUGUUGAACACGCAGUAUCGGAUGCAUCCUUUGCUUUCAGCUUUCCCGUCGGAGCAGUUCUAUGAUGGACAGCUUUCUGAUGACAAGACGAAGACUCCUGCCACGAAAGCGAAAGCCUGGGUUUUCAAAGAGCCUCUGGUCGUGGCUCCCGUCUUUACUGCGGAAACUCCCAAAGGGACCAGCCACAUGAACGAGGGUGAGGCUCAAACUUUGGUAAGCCAUGCUUUACGGUAUCUUCGAAAUGGCGGUAAGGAGGAGAGUCUUGGCAUCAUCUCACCAUACGACUCACAGGUGAAACUACUGCGUCGGAUGCUGCAGAAACAAGGCGUCCGAACAGGUCUCCAUGGUGUGGAGGUCAACUCGGUGGACGGCUUUCAAGGCCGUGAGAAGGAGGUUAUCAUGAUUUCCACAGUGAGAUCGAACAUAGAGAAUGCCACGGGCUUCGUUCGCGACUGGCGCCGAAUCAACGUAGCUAUCACCCGUGCAAAGUCAGGGCUGCUGGUUGUCUGUAACCCACAGACAUUGGCACGAGAUCACGUCUCUUGGCUCCUUGGCUUCAAAAAGGUUACCAUGGCUGUACUGGUCCAGAUGGCGCGGCUUAACGACGAAGAUGUGAAGCUGCCAGAAUUGCGGAUCGAUUCGAAAAGGAAGGCAUGCGGACUAAGUUCCCUGCCAAAGGUCCUGAUUGAUGAAGCUUCACAAGCGACGGAGACGGCAACAUUGGUUCCAAUUUGCCAUGGCUGCAAGCAGUUGGUUCUUUGUGGAGAUCACUGCCAACUUCCUCCCACAGUGAAAAGCGAGUCGCCCUACUCAGCAGGGCUUAAGAUGUCCCUGUUCGAAAGGUUGGCCCUGUAUGGUUUGCGGCCGAUCAUGUUGAACACGCAGUGCCUUGGAGCAGGGGAAGAGUUGCUGUUGUAUGAGGGCCCACAAGGCAGUUCCUUCUCAUCUGUUCAAGAUCUGGUACGAGCCCUUGAUCGGCUCAGCUUGGCAAUUGAGGAGUCAGGGAGACCAGAGUCACAGGGCUGGGAAUACAUCAGCCCCAGCGCAGAGCCUCAGCGGCCUGGGCUUGAAAGUGUUGCCCAGGGGGAUUACAAUUCUUUUGCUGAGCUUAUUCCUCCUUGUCCAGGUCACUGUUUGCGACUGGGGCGAAGGCUGGUGGCAGGAGAGUACUCAGUUGAAUACAGGAUCAAGAGAGCCUGGGAGGCUGGUUUUUGGGCCUCUUUGGUGCUCGAAGGGCGAUUGCCUCGUCCUAGGGCCAGUUUGCCCCUCAACAUCAGGCCGUGCAUCUACGUCAUCCUGCGAGCCCCAGGCUUGUCAGCACCUACUCGGGUGUCAAGUACCUCUGACCUCUACCGGGUCACGGGUCGGUUCACCGAGGAGACGCUGUGCCACGGGUUCCCAUCAAUUGCGGAGGCUGAGACCUACUGCGAGGCAGCAGUUUUACUAUGGCCCCCUGGGGAGGAAGAAGAGCAGCAUUUGGUGCAGGUUUUUGUCAUUAUGAAGCGAGCAGGUGGUGUCCUGUUGGCUCUUCCAGAAAACAUUUUGGACGAUGCAUCCCUCAGGCGUCAGUCAGAGCCUUUGGAGGAUGGGGGGGAGCCCCUAGUGGGCCCGUACAAAACUUUUGCUGCCCCUUUGCUGAUCAGUGGACUGGAUGGUCGCCUAGAGCAAUCAGGAGAGAGCUGCAAUGUUUUGGUGGUGGAUAUGAGCCUUCCGGGAGUGGGGGACUGUUUGCAUCCAUUUGUAGAAGAUGGUACAGACGUGGAUUUGACAAACCAUUUUAUCAAUUCAGACCCAGGUGCCAGACCAAGUCUUCCAGAUCUUCUGCAUGCGGUUCAGGAAUGGAUUUCUUCAGAGCUGCACGGAGAUCGUCUGGCAUUCUACUCUGCUCAAGAAGAGGAGGAUCACCCACAGAGGGAGUCUCCCACCGCCGCCCCCAAACAUGGGCGUCCAGGUGGUUCUACUACGCCCGGCAAGGCGCCAGGCGUUGCAAAAGCCGGGCAGAAGCGUCCUACGGUGGCAGUACUGGCGGCCCAGCUGGAGACAGUGCUGGGCACUUUGCCUGCUCUCACCGAACAAUUGGCAGUGCUUACAGAGAAACAAAGUGCGCUGGAGAAGUCCCAGCGUUUUGGAGCAGAGCCGGCUGCCCCUUUCAAACCUAUGGCAGUGGGCAAAACGGCAAUGCCUGUCUCAGCGCUGUUGCAACCAGGUGGGACUCCGAAAGCAGCAGCAGGGCUCCAUUCUUUGCUGGGGCCGCCGCCGCCAACGAGGGGAUUGCCUCAGGAGGCGCUGACCGCGCCUCAUGUCAAGUUCCACGAGGACGAGCCAUUGGACCCCUUGCAGCCAGAAGAGGAUUGGGGUGCCCAGUCUCCCAUGGCGAUGGCGCUUCUAGAGCAGAGCAAGGCCCUACGUGCCUUGAUGGUGCACUUCCACGCCAGUGGCUCCGAUCCCAUGUCAGACCUUUCCUCCGCAGCUCCCACAACGGGCGUCAAGGGCACAAUGGCCCGAGAAAAGCUUCAGCGGGAGUUGUCUCAGGGCUCAGGAACAUCAUUGCUGAACUACCUCGAGAGGUAUGGGGGCUUUGGCCAGAAUCGCGAGCUUGGUAUGGUGCAAUGGUCCAUCGCUCACGCCUUCGAUGCCGCGGCAAAGGAAGAAUGGGGGGCCGUGCAGGACCACCUUGCAUUGACAGCAGUCAUGGUGGAACAGGCAAGCCUGGACAACAAUCGUUGGCACCUAGCUUGGCUUCUCAGGCUACUGGACGACCCUCCUCAGAACUUGUGGAUCAGCAGAGGCCAGACAGCAACGGGCGCAAAGAGGCCCUUCUCCCCGCUGUGCUCACCGUCCUGGGUGACAACAGCGUUGGCCUUUAUGAAGGAGGCGGAGGUUUUGCAAACAAAACGACAAGAGAUCUUGGGAGCAAAGAGCCCCGCGGGUCAAGAGGAUGCUCCCACACCGAAGCCUGCUCCAAAGCGAAGGCCUGGCAAAGGUCCUAAGAUGCAGUCCGCUAUCAGCACAGAACUCAGUUUGCGGCAGGGGUUUCAAUGGAGCCUGCCCUACACUGGUCAACGUACAGAUGCAGAGGAGAUCCUCCUUCGUGAUGAGAGCUUGGAUAGCUUCUCUUUCUCCUUUGCGGAAUGGUGCAUGUCUAUCACAAGGAGGCAGCCGAACGAAGUUCAAGCCCGGGCAAUUCAGAAGCUCCGGCUGCUGCUUGAGGCGUGUGGUUGCUCUGAGCACAUUCAAGUUGCCAGUAGCGGCCGUCGAAAUUUGCAGUUAAUGGCCCGCCUUCAAGAGCUGGCAUUGGCUGCAGACAAUUUGGGUCUCAUGCGGAGGCCUUAUCAGGAGCCGUCCUCACAUGCUCCUGUACCCAUCGACAAUGCAGCCUUCCCACAACUGAAUCCUUUUUCCAAUCUCAACCCAGAGAGGCUCAAAAUUACAGGUAGGGGCCAAUGGUGUGCGUCAGAUUUCAUUGAGCCUGAGCUCUACAUGCCUUUUUUGGAGCCACAAAUUUUGGAGCUUGCACAUCCAGUUUUUGACCGGGGCAUUCCAAAUUUUGGGGUAGAUGAGCCAGAGACCGUUUUUGACCUCUUCAAGAAAUGGGAUGAUUUGGAUUUGUUGGUCUUGCAUCCGCGCAGCGAGAUCACUACAGGUGACAGUGGGAGGGUUAAGAUUUUCAACUCUUACAAGUCAGCAGCAAAUGACAGGCAGAUUGGUGACAGGCGAGCACGCAAUGCAUGGGAGGGAAGAAUCCCUGGGCCAUCUUCGGCUCUUCCAGUUGGCCCUCUCAUUGGUAGGCUUGUGAUACCGGAGGGCUAUGGCAUCAAGGUCUGCGUGACAGACAGGUCUGACUACUACCACCAGGUAAAGGUCACACAUGCCCGAAGCCGCUCCAACAUCGUCUGGCCGCCAAUGCCUCUGUCAAAGUUUGUUGAGCUGAAGGCCUACCAGAAGUAUUGUGCAGCAGCAAGAGAUAGCAAAAAGCGAAGAGACCGCACAGUUUUUGGUGAUGAUUUGGGGGGGCACCGGCCUGGAGUUUUUUCCCAGGAGCCCUCUACGCAAGUUUAUGGUGGUUUUGGGGCAAUUCUGCAAGGUGAUCAUUUGGGCGUUGAGUUUGGCAUUUCAGCUCACGUUGGUCUUCUCCAAUCAGAAGGUCUUCUGCCAGACCGUGGACGCCUUGUAGCAGAUGCGUUGGUGAGGCCCUGCGGCCUUUAUCAGGGGCUCUGCAUUGAUGAUUUUUUCUGCAUAGCUCCAGUUCCCCUCAAGGACUUGCAUGAGGGAGAGACAGCAUCUCCUAGUGCGGCAAAGAAAGCGUUUGACGUUGCCAAGGCUUGCUACCAGCGUCAAGGGCUUGCAGGGUCUGAUCAAAAGGACGUUGUCGACAAGAUUCAGGGCACGGUAGUUGGCGCUGAGAUCAACUCUAGUCAGAAGUUGGUUUCGAAAGGGGUGCUGCCAGUGGGAGCGCCAUCAGCCAAGCGGCUUGCCCUUUCUUGGAUAGCUGCUGCUUCAGCUCGUUUGCCUGUCACUUCGGAUGCUCUUCACUCCUCACUGAUAGGCGGUUUGGUGUCAGUUUUUUGCUACAGGAGAUGCAGCAUGUCAAUCUUACAGGAGGUCUUUCGAGUGAUCCCAGCUGAGAAGCUCAACACAGCAGCGCCCAUUACCAGGCCCUUGUCAAGGGCAGCGGCAGAGGAGCUUAUUUUGUCCUCGGUCCUGCUCCCCAUUCUGGUCUCGGAUGUGAAGGCGCCCUUCCAUGAGUGGCUGUACGCCUCGGAUGCCUCCAACAGCAAGGGUGCAUUUUGUGAGGCGCCAAUAAGCCGGGAGAUCCUUCACCCACUCUGGUUGUCAGGAGACUUCAAGGGUGCCAGAACUCAUUUGGAUUCAGGGCACAAGGCCUGUUUUGAGGAAGCUACAUUUUUUGAGGAGGAGGACUGGCAAGACUUUCAGGCUGAGGACACUUUGUGGCCUGAUUUCAGUAGCCAGCCACCACCCUCUCGCCCCCUUCCACAGCGCUACGACUUCAUUGAGGUUUGCGGUGGCUCGGGUGUGGUGUCUGAUCAGGUUGCGCUCCUCGGCUAUGUUGUUGGGCCAAUCAUUGACCUGACCUACUCAGAGCAUUUUGAUUUGCUGGAUAUGAGGGUUGUUGAGUGGUUGAUUUUCAUGGUGCAGCAUCGUAGGGUCAGGGCAGUUGCUUUGGAACCACCUUGCACAACAUUCAGCCCAGCAGCAUACCCCCCAGUUCGCAGCUACAAGAUGCCGAGAGGUUUCAACCAGAAAUCAACAAAGGUUUGGGUUGGCAAUAGAUUGGCUUUUGCUUGUUUGACUAUUCUCCUUGUUGCAGCACACUGUUUGGUCCUGGCCCUCCUGGAGACUCCUAGGAGAUCAAAGAUGGCGUGGCUUGAGGAGUGGAAGAGGCUCUUGCAGUUGCCAAACGUUGAGGAGACUUUCACGGCUUCUUGUUCUUUCGGCAGCCCUUUUCAGAAGGAGUUUCGGUUUUUGGUUGCAAACAUGAGGGCGAGUAGCCUUUGCCGGCCAUGCACGAGGGAUCACUCCCACGUGAGGAUACAAGGCCAAUUGACCAAGGGGUCGGCCGUCUAUUGCCCAGGAUUGGCAAAGGCUAUUGCUGGUCUUUUUGCAAAGCACCUUGAGGUCGAGAGGGCGUACAGCCAAAAGCAUGCUUUGAAGUGUGACGGAUUGGAAAGUGCCUUUGUCAAUGAGCUGGUUAAAACUUCAAGUUGGGAAGUUGGCGGUGUUUGGAAGUGGACAGGGAGCUCUCACAUCAAUAUUUUGGAGACUUCAAGUGCGUUGCGGACUGUCAAAGCUGCAGCUUUGAGAGGAGGCGGAAGAACGGCCCUUUUGUUGGACUCGAACGUUGCAGUCAGAGCCAUUGCAAAAGGAAGAUCAUCUGCACGAGCUUUGGGGGCCUUGCUCCGGAAAAUAGCCUGCGUCUCCUUGGCUUUUUCUGUCUUCCUCUCUGUACUCUUCUGUCCUACCAGACUGAACUGCGCUGACGACCCAACUCGAUCAGUGCCACUGCGAUUCAGGCGAGAGGGCCAAAGCUUUCUGCAGGUUUUGGACUUUGAUGGACUUUUCAACCUUGCAGAACUCCCUAGGCAGCGAAGGUGGAUUUCUAAUUGGGUGAGCCUUUUCCUUGGCCUCUGCUCCAGCCAUGCUCUUCGCUUGGGGUCAUUGCAGUGUUUUCAUCCACGCUUCAGGUCACCUCUCCCUCCUGUGGAUUUCUACCAUCACAUCUUGGACUUUGACUCCACUUUGGGUUUCCCUGGUGAAGGUCCCAAUAGCCAUGUAGGUAGUGCCCAUGUUUUCCUUUUAAUUUGCCUUGUAGUUUGCAGCCAUGGAAUGUUUCCUCGCAAUGGAGACGACGUCAAGCGUGCCGAGCGAAGACUUGCUGCACCACUGCUUCCUGGCCGCCCUGUGAGGCAUGCAACCCGGACAAACAGGGAGAAGCUCCUGGACAGUUUUCGGGAGUGGCUGAAGAAAAAGGGCUUUAGCCUUGAUGUCUUGCUGUCUGCUGCGUAUGCUGAGCCGGAGUCACUGGUGGUACACCUAGUUGAUUUUGGGAAAGAGCAGUAUGAAGCUGGAUAUCCCUACAAUCACUUCGCAGAGACAAUCAACGCCAUUGGAGCUGCAAAGCCGACGGUGCGGAGGUUUCUCACAGCUGCUUGGGACCUGGCCUUCUCUUGGGUGCGCCAAGAGCCAGGGGAGCAUCACACUGCAUGCCCGUUUCAGAUACUGCUGGCGCUUUUGAGUACAGCGAUUUACUGGGGCUGGCCAUCAAUUGCAGGUGCAAUAGCGCUCUCUUGGGGUGCGGUCUGCCGCAUUGGUGAAGUUUUGCAAGCAGUCCGACGGGACCUGGUUAUCCCAGCAGAUGUGAUGUUUUCAAGCACUGUCAUUUACCUCAAGGUUCAAGAACCAAAGACGCGUUUUAAAGCUGCGCGGCAUCAGAUGAGUCGCCUUGACUACGAGGAUCUUGUGCAGCUGGUUUCAUGUGCUUUUGGUCACCUUGAGGCAGACAAAAAGCUUUGGCCUUUCUCAGGCCAAUUGAUGAGAACGCGUUUCCGACAGUUGCUGGCGGCAGUAGGUUUGCCCACCAAAACUCAAGGUCAAGGACGUCCUCUUGACCUUGGAAGUCUUAGAGCGGGUGGUGCAACCCAUCUUUUGAUGAUCACGGAAGACUCAGAGCUGGUAAGAAGACGUGGCAGGUGGCUGGCCCAUCGCACUAUGGAAAUAUAUCUGCAGGAGAUUGGAGCUACUGUCAUGUUUCCAAGCUUACCGGUUGGUGUGAAGACAAAGGUCAUGCAGUUGGCCUAUGCCUUUCCUGGUCUUUUAGAAAAGAUGAGGUAUCGGAUGCAUCCUUUGCUUUCAGCAUUCCCGUCGGAGCAGUUCUAUGAUGGACAGCUUUCUGAUGACAAGACGAAGACUCCUGCCACGAAAGCGAAAGCCUGGGUUUUCAAAGAGCCUCUGGUCGUGGCUCCCGUCUUUACUGCGGAAACUCCCAAAGGGACCAGCCACAUGAACGAGGGUGAGGCUCAAACUUUGGCAACUCAGCGCAAAAUCGCACUGUCAGAAAGACAAUCAGAACGACAGGAACCAGCAAAAACUCAGGCAGAGAUUACGGGAGAUGCAGAAUAUCCUGUCAUGAUGCUGUAUCUCGUGAUUGCAUUUGAGGUAAGCCAUGCUAUUCGUUAUCUGCGAAAUGGCGGUAAGGAGGAGAGUCUUGGCAUCAUCUCACCAUACGACUCACAGGUGAAACUACUGCGUCGGAUGCUGCAGAAACAAGGCGUCCGAACAGGUCUCCAUGGUGUGGAGGUCAACUCGGUGGACGGCUUUCAAGGCCGUGAGAAGGAGGUUAUCAUGAUUUCCACAGUGAGAUCGAACAUAGAGAAUGCCACGGGCUUCGUUCGCGACUGGCGCCGAAUCAACGAAGGCAUGUGGACUAAGUUCACUGCCAACGGAACCUCCUUCCCCAUCCCGCUCCCGGUCGCCUCUGCCAAAAUGGAAGAGGUGGUGAUCGGAGCAUCGAAGUAUCGGUGCCGACAUCGGCAUAGUGUGCUGGGAGGAAACAGAAAUCCCUCCUUGCGCUUCCUUGCGCUUCCUUGCGCUUCCUUGCGACUGUACUUAGAGAUGCCAAGUUUCAAGGUUAUCAUGAUAAGCACAGUCAGAUCGAACGUAGAGAAUGCCACGGGCUUCGUUCGCGACUGGCGCCGAAUCAACGUUACCAUGGCUGUACUGGUCCAGAUGGCGCGGAAUGACCAAGAGACCUUUGGAUCAUUUUGGAUCUACCUGACGGUAUUCAAUAUGAUGUUGAAGACAUUUCGCUUUGAUUUCCGUAGCAUUUGGAAUCUCUUUCGAGCUGUUCACUGGGCCAAGCUUAACGACGAGGAUGUGCAGCUUCCAGAGCUGCGCAUCGACGCCAAAAGGAAAGCCUGCGGCCUGCAAGCUUUCCUCUUGGCGUCGAUGCGCAGGAUGAAGGAUAUGCCCCUGUUGAACGAAAGUUUCGCCGAUCUGACUAGAUUCGUAAAGCUUUCGUUCAGUAAAGGCGUAUCCUUCAUCCGGCGAAGGAUAGUGUCCUGCGCUGUAUUGGAUGACCAGAAAGCGCCCGACCCAAGCUGGUUGAAACCGUUGUGGAGAGCUGCGAAGUUGCUCAGGGUCACCAGCUUGGCGAACGUCAGCUCCGACGCCACUGGAGUGGCAGCGAAAGCAAAAGUCUUUGAACUUCAAAGACUUACGCUUUUGCUGCCACUCCAGUGGCGUCGGAGACAGUCUUUGAAGACCUGGGAACAGGACUUCCCACCCAGGGACAAGGGCCACAAGCAGCUUAAGCAUCUGCUUAAGCUGCUUGUGGCCCUUGAGAAGGAGCGGCAAGCCACCUAUGGCCACCGCAAGCCCAAAGGCUCUGUGGGAAAAAUCCUGGUCGAGAAGUCCUUAAUGGAGAAGGGGAAGUCGAAACCUGGAUCUGGGGAGCGUCGGGAGAAGGAGCUGAAGGUUGCGGAGCCAAAGGACUUCGAUCAAGUCCUGAGGAGCUUUUCCGACAAAUCGCUGGAAGAUUUGAUGUCGGAAGGCCGCUUUGACGACCUUCGAGCUGUUUGCUCGGCGGUCGCCAGCUUUUGCCCGAUCCCGCACAUGCAUCUCCUACAGAACCGGGAAUCCCUCCGCAACUUCCGCCGGCUGCUCUAUCCCAUCGUGGAUACCUUCCUGGAGGAGUCACAGGACGCUAUCCUUCGUCGCAUGAAGGAUAUUCCUUUGAUGAAUGAGAGCUUUACGAACCUCACGUUCACCAAGGGCGAUUACAACGGUGAAUUGAAGCUGACGGAGGCGCUGGUUUGGAGUGGAGAGGGGAGACCAUUGGACGAGUCAGACACGGUUUGGCUGAGUCGAAUGGAGUGGAAUUCAGAAUCUGGAUUCAUGCCCCUUUGCGAGUGUAGUGUGGUCAGCACCUCUCCGCUGGUGCUCAAGUACACUGCAAAGCAAAAGGAGCAACCGGUCAUCCUCGCCGCACUGGCAGGGAUUCCUUGUCGUAUCGACAAGAUGGCGACAAGAACCACAUUUUCCAGGACUCUUUCAGCACUGCAUUGCAUGAUGGAGCCGCCACGGCGUGUGAAAAACAAAAAGUCGCAAAAAGAAGGAGUCCCAGAUCGGUUGCCGAUGAAUUUCGCCCCUUCGGAAACUCUGAAGAGGCUCUUGAUGUGCGAAGGAACAGGCAAACAGAUGAGACUGUGUGCAUCCGAGUAUGUGCGUAUCAUGCCGGAGUUUGACGGCUCUGUUCGAGCACACUUGCCCACGAGAAGGCUGAACAGAAGCCAGCAGGAAGCACUGGCCCAGGCGUCUGCCAACGCCUUAACCCUUAUUCAGGGACCUCCAGGCACAGGAAAGACAACCACCUGCGCCCAAAUCCUCCGAUAUUGGGCCAAAGCAUUUAAGCCCCCAAACAAGAACACCAGAAUUUUGGCAACCAGUGGGUCCAACAUCGCCGUGGACAAUUUGGUGGAGGGCUUAGUGAAAGAGGGCAUCAAAGUGGUGCGUAUCGGACGGCCGGAAAGUGCCCGGCCCGAGCUCUGGAAUUCCUGCGUGGAGAAUGUGGCUGCGAAGUUGCUCGGGGUCAACAGCUUAGCCGACGUCAGCUCUCAUGAACGGAGCAAAGCUUUGCAUCGUGCUGUCCAAGAGGCUCAGGUGGUUUGUUGCACAGCCAUCAGCGCUGGAAGCAGCAUUCUGAAAGAGACCUCUUUUCCCUUGGUCCUGAUUGAUGAAGCUUCACAAGCGACGGAGACGGCAACAUUGGUUCCAAUUUGCCAUGGCUGCAAGCAGUUGGUUCUUUGUGGAGAUCACUGCCAACUUCCUCCCACAGUGAAAAGCGAGUCGCCCUACUCAGCAGGGCUUAAGAUGUCCCUGUUCGAAAGGUUGGCCCUGUAUGGUUUGCGGCCGAUCAUGUUGAACACGCAGUAUCGGAUGCAUCCUUUGCUUUCAGCAUUCCCGUCGGAGCAGUUCUAUGAUGGACAGCUUUCUGAUGACAAGACGAAGACUCCUGCCACGAAAGCGAAAGCCUGGGUUUUCAAAGAGCCUCUGGUCGUGGCUCCCGUCUUUACUGCGGAAACUCCCAAAGGGACCAGCCACAUGAACGAGGGUGAGGCUCAAACUUUGGUAAGCCAUGCCUUACGUUAUCUGCGAAAUGGCGGUAAGGAGGAGAGUCUUGGCAUCAUCUCACCAUACGACUCACAGGUGAAACUCCUGCGUCGGAUGCUGCAGAAACAAGGCGUCCGAACAGGUCUCCAUGGUGUGGAGGUUAACUCGGUGGACGGCUUUCAAGGCCGUGAGAAGGAGGUCAUGAUGAUCAGUACAGUCAGAUCGAACGUAGAGAAUGCCACGGGCUUCGUUCGCGACUGGCGCCGAAUCAACGUCGCUAUCACCCGUGCAAAGUCAGGGCUGCUGGUUGUCUGUAACCCACAGACAUUGGCGCGAGAUCACGUCUCUUGGUUACCAUGGCUGUACUGGUCCAGAUGGCGCGGUCUCUGGCUUAACGACGAAGAUGUGAAGCUGCCAGAAUUGCGGAUCGAUUCGAAAAGGAAGGCAUGCGGACUAAGUUCCCUGCCAACGGAACCUCCUUCCCCAUCCCGCUCCCGGUCGCCUCUGCCAAAAUGGAAGAGGUGGUGAUCGGAGCAUCGAAGUAUCGGUGCCGACAUCGGCAUAGUGUGCUUGGAGGAAACAGAAAUCCCUCCUUGCGUUUGCUUGCGACUGUACUUAGAGAUGCCAAGUUUCAAGGCACAGUGUACAUGUUGCAGCAGCUAGUUCCAGCU
Cladocopium goreaui is the source of this 13172-nucleotide messenger RNA. The record is from the annotation of a GenBank genome assembly. NCBI's taxonomy places the organism in Eukaryota, Dinophyceae, Suessiales, Symbiodiniaceae.